AUGUCAAUAAAGCAUCUAGUCACGGCUCUCACCAAUCUGCUUGACACGCUUCGGACCAUCACUUCCAAACCAGUUGCACUUGACCAGAAGCUUACAGAGUAUGCCUUUGUCCCAAUCUCCCAGGUACUCAGGCUUUCCCGCCAAGUCCCAGUCCGAGCCCUUGAAUUGUGCUUGGAGUGUAUAUCAGUCCUUCUCCGCGCAGGAUGGGGAGGGGGUCUCGAGCCUGCUCUGGCUGGCCAGUUUCUCAUCCUCUUCACAUUCCUGACCAAGCCGUCUUCUGCCGAAAAUGGUAUCGCUUCGACCUCAGAAGAGCUACAAACACUGGCUUUGAAAUGCAUGACCGAUCUCAUGACCGACGCUUCACGCACGGGCAAAGGCAAAGAAGCAAUGACAUCAACGUCCAACAUACCUGCUUUAGGAGAGGCAGUCCUUGUGAUGCUCGACGCACUCACGGACGCCAAGUCAAACAGUACUAAGCUCCAAGCUACAGAUGCACUAAAGGCUUCGCUCAGCGCCAUAACCGAUGAUGAUGCCCUCGCCAGCUUUCUUCCAAGACUAGUAUCAUCUCUCACCAAGGUGUUGACGCCGAGCAGCAGCAAUCGGCCUGGCUUUCGAGUAGUCGAGCAAAGUCUUGAUCUGCUUUCUUUGAUACUGAAACGCUUGCUUAGUGACAGAAAGACCAAUAAUCUGCCUACUGCCGUUGCUGCCGAGGAGGAAUCUGAUGCAAACAAGGUGUUUCGGACGACUUCGUGGGUUCAAGCUACCGCAUCCCAAAUCAAGGUUGCGCUUGCCAACGUGUUCAAGCUGCGAAACCACGACAAAUCUGAAGACAUGAUUGAAAUCGAGCUAAAGACGCUACUUGCUGCCGACGAGCAGCUCGGAUAUGUCUUGCGGGAAAGCCUUCAUGGAUGGGUCGUGGCCCUUCCACGGCUGAUGCAAUCAAAGGAUGACCAGGCUAGGCUUCAGAUUAUACACCAGGUCUCGGUAACGCUACGCCUUUUCGACCGAGACGCGGCAUUGAUUGACGAAAGAUUGGCCGAUGGUCUGCGCGAUAGUAUUUCCACAGUGUUGGGUGAUUCGAAGGGUCUCGAAGAACUCGAUGUGCAUCACACCAAGCGUACUGACCAAGUAAUACUGCUGGGAUCUUCCAGCACACUAAGAUUCGAGCCGCUGAAGCUGCGACUGAAAGGCCAGGAAGUCAUUUUGACCGAGUUUCAGUUACUACUCCACGAGCUCGCAAGAUCAAAUUCAGCAGCGACUGUACUGCAAGAACUUAUCCGAAAAAUCGACAUGGGGUCUCAGGAAGUUCGACUCGCCAGCUAUUGGGCUGCAGUGAACCUUCUCAAGGACAUGGCAAGAACGAACUCGGCAUUCGACGACUUCAUCGAUAUGGGAACGCCUAACCAGCGCGAAGAGUUGCAAGACAGCCUUUACUCCCACUCAGUCACGAUGCUUGCACAAGAAGACCUUUUAGAUGUUGUGUCAUGGCAUUCCUAUGCACUCGCACUAGAAACGGUAGCUCUGCAAGCAUCGCGGUAUAAGACCGAGUUUCGUGGCGAGUUGAGUGAGGUUCUGUAUCCAGUCUUGCAUCACAUGGGCAGUUCGAAUGAGGCACUGCGACAGCAUGCUUUGAUAUGCCUCAAUAUACUUUCUGUGGAAUGUGGCUACUCUAAUGCUGGCGAGCUUGUGGUCGCAAAUGUCGACUACAUCGUCAAUGCGGUGGGCUUGAAGCUGGCAGUCGGAGACGUCUCGCCACAGGUUCCCCAAGUCCUCUUGAUGAUGAUGCGACUUUGCGGUCCAUCACUCUUACCGUACUUGGACGAUCUCGUUGGAAGUAUUUUUGAUGCGCUCGAAAGAUACCAUGGCUAUCCCAAAUUGACCGAACUCCUUUUUUCGGUCUUGAAAGGCAUCACAGAGGAAGGUGUGAAAGCACCCCUGUUAGCUAUCACAGAGAGCGAUGCAAAGCAAAUGGCGUCGCAUCACAUAUCACCGAUUACCAUGGCGGACGUCAUUGCAGCAGUGAAAAGACUAGACGAUGAUGCACUCAAGCGAAAAGAAGAAGAUCAAAAAGACGUGGACAUACCAUUUCCGGAAGAACCGUGGAAAUCAGAUACUGCACCAGAAGCACACCCUCAAGACGAAUCCGAACAAUCCAACGAAGCAGAUACUGCCGAGCCUCCUUCACCCGCUCCUCGAACAUACGACCUCCUCCUCCGCAUCUCGUCACUCACACAGCACUACCUCACAACCCCAUCCUCCGCUCUACGCACAUCCCUUCUAUCACUCCUCCGCACCACCAUUCCUGCCCUCGCCAAGCAUGAAAACUCAUUCCUACCGCUUAUCAACACGCUCUGGCCCGUGUUGUUGCCGCGCCUACAAGACCCGGAAGCAUUUGUCGUCUCCAACGCGCUAGACAUUGUAGCACUCAUGUGCGAGCAUGCUGGCGACUUCAUGCGGACCCGCAUCGAGGACGCAUGGGACGUCUUCGGAAGGAUACACCGUCGAACAAAGCAGCGCGAGGAUCGGCGCGGUGGUACUCAAUCACUACUUACUGGUCUUGACACGGGCAUGAAGGGCCUAUCUGUUUCUACGCCAAGUGCUUACCGGCCGGAAAUGUACGUCGACGCACCGACGAAAAUGAUCUGGAACAGCCUUGUGGGCUUGAUGUGUGUGGUUGUUGAGCAUGUGACCAUUCGCGACGAACGAUUCGAUUCGGUUUUGGACAUGAUGGAUCCGGUGUUGGAAAGGGAGGAAGUGAAAAGAGCGAUGGAGAGGUGCAAUGCUGAUGCAGUGUGGUUGCGACUAUACACGAAAGAACUGGCAAAGGGAGGCACGGGUGUAGCGAUGGAUAGGGUACCGGAAGCAAAACUGGAUUGGCAUUUUGUUUGUGUAUGA
Molecule: messenger RNA, 2895 nt
Organism: Parastagonospora nodorum SN15
Lineage: Eukaryota; Fungi; Ascomycota; Dothideomycetes; Pleosporales; Phaeosphaeriaceae
Exons: 3
Coding region: 1-2895 (964 amino acids)
Biological process (GO): chromatin remodeling
Cellular component (GO): cytoplasm
Source: RefSeq, a predicted model, not a curated record